Messenger RNA from Tinamus guttatus (white-throated tinamou), 2604 nucleotides. The record is from RefSeq and is a predicted model, not a curated record. Lineage: Eukaryota; Metazoa; Chordata; Aves; Tinamiformes; Tinamidae.
AAUUUUCAUCAAGAAGUCAAGAAAGUAGCCAGUUCUGAAAGCUUGUCAAGCCUCGACAGUCUCGAAACUGGAGAUCAGAACGGAAAUUAUGUAACUUCGAGUGAAUCAUCCUUGGCUACACGGUGUGACUGUACCCUGUAUAAUCCAGAAAAAUCACAGACUAGAAAUAGCAGUUUGCUUUAUAUAGCUGAAAAUGCUUCUUCUAAAAAUAGGCAUCUAAAUAAUUGUCUGAGAAAUAUAGAGUCCAAAAACAACCAGAACAACUUACCUAUUCUUGACCCUUUGGCUAAACAUAGAGUUCUAACUCUUGCUGAACAUACAAACAAUGCACAAGAGGAAUCAACUGUUUCUUGCAGGUCUGAACAACAACCCUCAGAGGUCUCUACUGCUGAUAAGCAAGAAGGACCAAUACAUAAUUCGUUCACUUUUCUGAAAAAUAUAAAAGAAAAAAACAAUCUGUGUUCUGAAAUGAUAAGCACAUUAGCCACUGAUAGUCCUGUAUUCAAACCUGGCAUAGCCUGGACCGUUUCAGGGGAAGGAAUUCAGGAUUUGAUACAAAAUCAGAGUUCUGAAAUGGCCCCUCAGAGAAGAACUGUGUCUGUACAAACCUCCUAUCAACCUCUUGCAACAUCUGUAAUCUUGUUUCCUAAUCGGAGGUGUUCCACUGACAUUCCCAGAACUUCUUGCUCAGCUCAUAUUUCACAAAAGGACAAAAACAUCAGUACAGUUUUUUUAAAUAAUACUUCGGGCAAAAUGACAGAAAAAGAAGAAAAUAUAAAAUGUAUUAAUAAUGUUAAUCCAGGAUCAUCUGUAUUUCAAGACAUACUAAAUGCUUCCACUCUGUGCAGUGUUAAGCAAACAAAGAAUAAAGAAGAUAAGGGAAAAAUGAUUGAAACUACGUCUCUGUUGUUUGAUACAGAGAAGGAAGUGGAGUUAUUCAAAAGUAUCUUAAAGAAAGAAUCUAAAUAUGAACAUAGUCAUUUCAAAGCCCUAGAUAUGGACCGCAGGAUCCGUUUUGGAACUCAGCCCAUGUCUUCUCUCAGAGACAGUUUGGAGCUGGCAAAAAUAAAAAAGAAGAAUGCAGAAAAUGAAAAAAAUAACCAAAACUUAAGAUGGUUUGAUCAAACUCACCAGGUAAUAAUAAAAAGUAAAGAAAAAUGUAGUGAAGAGAACACCAGUGAAAUAUCUUCUACACAGUUGCAAAGUGUCCAAACUACAAGUAACGCUCCUAAGACUACUUUAAGUGUUGCUGCUCCCACUUCACCUUCACUGGGCACAGAAAAACAUCAGGAAUAUCCUCAGAUACCAAAACCGAGUGUUAAUGCUGGAGAAUCAGACAAAGCAAGUAUAUCUCUGCAUACUGUCAAGUCAGCUGGAUCCUAUUUUGCUAAGCAAGCUUGGAUGAUAUCAAAAGGUGAAGAAAUUAACUCCCCAGUAAGUAUUAGCAAUUCUAAAAUUCACGAAGGGAGUCAACACAAAAGUAAGGCAAAGAUAACUAGUCGACCAAGAGCCCAGUCAAGUUUUAUGCCCAAGAAUAGAAUAGGCACUGUAGUCUGUCCACAGGCUGCUACCAAAGCCAACAAAAUUUUAAAAGCUCAAGAGAAAAUUUUAGCACCUCACCCACCAUCUGCACCUCUGCCAGGAAACAGAACUGGCAAAACUGUAGCCAGGCCUGCGUGUCAACCACUGCAUUCUUCAAAUCUUCAAACUACCAAUAUUAACUGUAACCACUUAAAUGAAAGGCAUGUUUUGUUAGAAGACCAGGUUUUAAAUGGAAACAUUACAGAAAAUAGUAACAGUUAUGCUUGCACUUCUGACUUGGCCACUGUGAUUUUAUCUACACCUUUUUGUAGCAAGUCUAAAUACAAACCUUUGACAAAAAAUAUUUGUUCUGUAAACAGUGUUCAGGCAAAUGCCUGUCGAGACUGUUCAGUAGUAACCUACACUAAAAGAAGACCUGUUAAAGCAGAAAAUGGAUUAUAUCGAGAGCAGAUCCCAACAGCUGAAAAAACAAGUGCCUCACGGCAAGGAGAGCAUAAUGCUCAGAGGGAGUGUGCUACUGGUAUUCUUCCUGUCACAGGACAAAAUCAGAUUUUUGACAGCUGUGAAAAUAAACACAGAGCUUUUUUGGAAAAAAGAAGAAAAACUGUAGCCUCUAGAAGAUGGAGGUCCACUCAUACAGAGGUAAAUAUGAGAUACUUGACCAGCUUUUCCUUUUCUGUCCAGCUGAAUCCUAUUCAAUCUGCAUUUGAGCCAGUACAAAAUACGAAGAAUACCUAUGAAUCUGAUGAAGUUUCAGAGAGCACUGUUCAGUUUCUUAUGGCAGAGAAACUAUCAGGUACAUCGUGUGCAGAAGAUGAAAUCCUGGCAGCUAUGGAAGGUUCACAACCAGCCACACAACCCUUGCUUCCUAAUAAGGCUCAAUGCCGAGGCAUGAGUGCACUUUCAAUGGAAGAACUAAGGAUUUUCCAGUCUCUUGAUCACCUCGAUCAAAGGCUACAAAGUGUACAAGAAGCCAUUACCAGAAACAUAUCUACUUCAAGUGUUUUACAGCUAAUUUCUCCUUUGGUAAGAAUUGGCUCAGCUUUAGUUUCUAUUAGCUGA